CUGGCAAUUAGGGUUUUCAGUGCUAUAAAAGCUCUUUUUCGCUCUUCUUUACAGUCUCCAAUUCUCGCUGCAGCUCCCAUCCCUAAGAAAACCCCGUAAAAAUCAACAGUGAGGUGCAGGGAAGGAGAAGAUGGCGACAGUUCCAGGACAGUUGAUUUGGGAGAUAGUGAAGAAGAACAAUUCUUUUUUGGUGAAGCAGUUUGGAAGAGGAACCGCUAGUGUUCAGUUCAGCAAAGAGCCCAACAAUCUCUACAAUCUGAACUCCUACAAACACUCUGGGCUGGCAAACAAGAAAACAGUAACCAUUCAAAGUGGGGGCAAAGAUCAGUCUGUGCUGCUAGCAACAACUAAGACCAAGAAGCAGAACAAGCCUUCAAGUUUGCUUCACAAGUCUGUCAUGAGAAAGGAGUUCCCCAGGAUGGCCAAGGCAGUCAAAAACCAGGUGUGGUAUUGCUUGCAUUCAAAUUCAAAUUUUUUGAAAGUUUUAUCUUGCGGUGAUGAAGCAAUAACAGCUUGUCCCCUACUGUUUUACCUUUUCUCCCCACCUUCCCUCCGUUUUUCCAACUUGCUCUUGGCUGCUAUUAUAUUCUCAAUUAUAUUAAUGUGGCAGACAACUACUACAGGCCAGAUUUAACGAAAGCAGCCCUUGCAAGGUUGAGUGCUGUGAACAGGAGUCUGAAGGUUGCCAAGUCUGGUGUCAAGAAGAGGAACAGACAAGCUUUGAAGAUCCGAGGAAGGAAGUGAAGUAGGGGUUUAAGUUGUUUUGUGCUGUGAUUUCAUUGUUCCAGACACUUUUUUACCUCUUUUUGAAGUCUUAUUUUGGUUCAUGGUUUUAGCUGGGUGGUGGAUUUUAUGUCGAUUUUGAAACAAAAGAGAAUCAUGGUCCUUGAUGGUAUGUUUUCCGGAUUAUACUUGUGGUAAUUUUGAGCAUUUUGUCCCUUAAUGCAUUGAGAAAAACAUAGCAUUUGCUUCUGCAUGGGCAUGCUAUGUUUGUGUCA
Molecule: messenger RNA, 998 nt
Organism: Theobroma cacao (cacao)
Lineage: Eukaryota; Viridiplantae; Streptophyta; Magnoliopsida; Malvales; Malvaceae
Source: RefSeq, a predicted model, not a curated record